This is a messenger RNA of Salvia miltiorrhiza (redroot sage), 4676 nucleotides long. Its product is annotated as putative late blight resistance protein homolog R1A-3. Gene Ontology annotation, biological process: defense response to other organism. The transcript is spliced from 2 exons. NCBI's taxonomy places the organism in Eukaryota, Viridiplantae, Streptophyta, Magnoliopsida, Lamiales, Lamiaceae. The record is from RefSeq and is a predicted model, not a curated record. The coding region runs from base 1209 to 4220 and encodes 1003 amino acids. Gene Ontology annotation, molecular function: ADP binding.
UUGUUAGAAAAUGGAGGUGAUUAUAUAGUGGUUUGAGUGUGGUGAGUGAUUGUAGUGAAGUGGUGUAGAGAAUAUUGUGAAUGUAGUGUGUGUAGAAGAUAGAGAGAAUGAUUUUAGAAUGGAGCUCUUGUCUCCAAAGAACUUAGAUAAUAUUAGAUAGAGUGAUGUUUUUGAGAUUGUUGAGAUUGGUUACAAAUGGCUCACAAGAGCUCUAUUUAUAGGUGUGGGAAGAUCUCUCUAAAUCCCACUACAUUAGUUUGUAUCUAGAAUUCUCUACUAGUAUCUACUUAAGGAAUUCUCUAGAUACUCUAUUUUAAAUAGCUAAUUUCUAGAAUACUCAUACUUCUCCUAGGUAUUAUUUAGAAUACUCUAGAGUAAUCUAGUUAGUGGUGAAUUCUCUAGAUUAUACAUAGCUUAUUCUCUCUUAGAAUAUUCUAGAUAAAUGCAUCACACUUCAAUAAUUAUAGAGAGACGUCAAUAAAAAUAAAUAGUAACAUUUCGACUGAAUUAUUUGAACUUAAAUAAAUGUAAAAGUUCUUUUCAAAAAAAAUAAAUGUAAAAGUUGAUGCCAUAUUGGAUUCUAGCGAAAAAAGACAAUGCAUAUCUGGAAUGCAUUUGUAAGUGACAAAUAUGAUAAUGAAAAGUAUUUACAAUGAAAACUACGCAUUAAACUUGUUUAUUUAGUUAUUUAUUUAAAUAAAGAACACACUAAUCUUUUGUCUGUUGGUUGAUCGUGUUCUUGAAAAUACUAUACACAAAUUACUGCUUUAUUGCUUUUGAUAAGAAGGAUAUCAUUUUCACAAAUAAAAUACUAUACACAAACUACAUUUGCAAUAUAACAAUGGAAAAUUAUACAGCAAUAAUCUUACUUUACUUCACAUAAAGGUAGCAAUUUCACUUCUUUAAUGGAUUUGUUAGGAUUCGGCACUACAGUAUGUCUUCUGCUUUCAUAAUUGAUGGUGUUCUUGGAAAUUUUAUAAUCUAAUCUACUUUCUUCCUUUUUUCUUCUAGAUCACAUUAGAAAAAUGAAAAAUCAAUCAAGCAAAACCACUUUUUUGGAUGCCACAACUUUUCAAAAUGAUCUGUAUUGUCAUUUUCACAAAAAAUACUCGAUGAAUACUGAUCAUCAUCAAUCCUGCUGUUGUUAGUCUUCCUUCAUUUCUUUCCCAAAAACUAAAACAAAAGAAACCAAAAAUUGUUCCUGAGAGAUGGCCUAUGCUGCACUUGUCUCCCUCACAAACACCAUAGACCGAUUCCUUAAUAGCAAUCUAUAUUCCAUCUCUGUUGAAGAAGAAGAACAAAUUAGAUCUCUCCUUGAGUAUGUUACCCCCUUCCAAGACUUCCUCGAUAAAUUUCCAGACAAGUUCAAGAGUUUGGAAGAGCGGAUGAGGGAAGCGGCAAACGAAGCAGAAGAUAUCUUAGAAUAUCUUGUGUUGGAAAAGGUUUUCUUGUCUUCUGAUGAAGAGUCUGAAUUACACGAUGAACUCGACCGAGGCACUGUGAUUAAGGAUAUUAAUUUGAAGCUGCAAAAAAUGUUCGAGGAAUUCGGCCAAGAUUUUCAAGAUGAAGCUAACGUCAACAGAUUAUUAGACGGCCGAAUUAGCGAAGUAGCAAAUAAAGCGAAAAAAUUCGACAGGUUUCUAAUGUGGGAGAGAAAUCACAUUCGUUUCAGAGACAAGUGGAGAUUUCUACCAGCGGAGUUUGCUAUGUUCAAGUCCAAACGACAGUUCAUAAACCACUUGAAAAAGAUGGAAAGUGAAAUUGAUUCGAUCAUGGCGGAGGCGAUCCCCGUGAAGAAUAUCAGUGAGGCGGUCACCGCCUCCUCAUCUGGGCUUGCACCGGCCGACAAUGUUAGUGAUAUGAUUGUUUUACAUGAUGAUGAUGAUGAGAAGGAGGCGGAAGAGGAGACUGAAUGCUAUCGUAGUUCAAAAUACGAACUCCAGAUGGAAAGGGUGAUGGAGGAGAUUGCUUUGAUUGCUGCACAAGUGAAGGAAAUCAAGGAUAGCUCCAGCAGCAAAGACGUUGAACGUGGUGGUGCUGAUACUUCUGCUGCUCCUACUUCAUCAUCAACUGAUCCAUCCAUCCACAAAGAUUCCAUGGUUGGUUUUGAAGAUUAUGUGUUAGACGUGAAGGAUCGCCUCUGUGGAGAGCCAUCCCGACUCCAAGUCAUCCCAAUCUGUGGUAUGGGUGGCAUCGGCAAAACUACUCUUGCCAGGAACGUUUAUGAUGAUCCAUUAACGGUGGGCCAUUUUGUGAUUCGUGUUUGGGUCACAAUAUCACAAGAUUACAGUGCACAGAGAAUUCUUUCUAGCCUUCUGGAGUCCUUGAAGGAAUACAACACAGGUGGAUUGGGACAAAGUGAUGAUGAAAAAGUGCACAAAAUUUUAAUGGGCAGGAGAUAUUUAGUUGUGAUGGAUGAUAUGUGGAGUGGUGAGGCAUGGGAUGUCGUCAGAAGGGUAUUUCCUGAUGAUGGCAACGGAAGCCGUGUUGUGCUAACCACGAGGUUGUUUGAGGUGGCUUCUUAUCCGGAUCCUUCGAACAGGCUUCAUGAGAUAAGCCUGUUGAAUGCAGAUCAGAGCUGGAAUUUGUUGAAGCAUAAGGUGUUUGCAGAUGAAGAAUGUCCUUCCAAUUUGGAAACUAUUGGGGAGGAGAUUGCGACAAGCUGCAAAGGAUUGCCCCUCGCGAUUGUGGUGAUUGCGGGGCUUCUAUCCACAGUUAGUAAGAAUCCAUCUUCAUGGCAGGAGAUUGCAGAAAAGGUGAAGUCUGCAAAAACUACAGAGCAUGACCAAAUCGAGGAGAUACUAUCUUUGAGCUACGUCGAAUUACCUCAAUAUUUGAGGCCAUGUUUCUUGUACAUGGGUUCCUUCCCGGAAGAUGAUGAGAUCCAUGUUGUGAAACUCAUGAGGUUGUGGGUAGCUGAGGGCUUUGUGAAGUUUUCAAUCAACUCCAAGAGCUUUGAAGAGGUGGCGGAAGAGUGUUUAGAUGAACUCGUCAAGAGAAAUCUUGUUUUGGUCAGAAAGAGGAAAUCUAAUGGCAGAAUCAAAAGCUGCAGCCUCCAUGAUCUGAUGAGGGACUUGUGCAUAAGAAAAGCGCAUGAAAGUCAGUUUUUCUUGAAUCUGAUGGAUAAGCAUGUUGAAAAGGAGCAUUUUACAGAAAGGAUAGAGAAUCAGCGCUGCGUAAGCAUUGAUUCGUCUCAUCUAAGAUACCUUUCAGACGAUGAUGAUUCAACCAUCCAUUCCAUCAGAUGCUCGAAAUAUCGUUUAGUGAAACUGAACUUUGUCAAGGGUGUGAGGUUGCUGAGGGUGUUGGAUACGGUACCUGCUGACGUGGAGAGCUCACCAUCAGUGCAUCAACUAUGUGAGUUAUUUCAUUUAAGAUACCUUGCUAUUAACUAUAUGCAAUCUAUUCCUAAGGGAUUAUCGAUGCUUAAGAAUCUGCAAACCUUAAUCCUUGGUAGAAUACGAGAUACAUUACGUUUUUUGGUAGUUUGUAAUCUUGUUUUGAGUUGGGACAUGCCGCAAUUAAGACAUGUUCACUUUCACGGCACAAUCUAUUUUGAGGAUCCAAGUGAAACAACUAUCUCUCUAGGAAGCCUACAAACACUUUCCUAUAUGUCACAUUUGUGUUGCACAGAAAGGAUCUUGAAAAAGAUCCCAAACCUUAAGAAGUUGAAGAUUUAUUGUUCUGAGGAUGCAGCUUGUUUGAAUGAUUUGGUGCAUCUGCACCGGCUCGAGAAUUUGAAACUAUAUGCUGGUCGUUGGGUUGGAUCUCGGCCAAAGCACUACAAGAUUACUUAUCCUAGCAUGCUGAAAAAGUUGAGUUUGAUUGAUUUGAGACUUCCUUGGAGCCACAUGAUUCUUGUUGGUUCAUUGCCAAAUCUACAAGUUCUUAAACUAAAGCAUUGUAGUUGGGUCGAUGGUGACACAUGGGAAACAAUCGAAGAAGCAUUCCCAGCGUUGGAAGUUCUUCUAAUUGAAGAUUCAGGGUUUAAGAAUUGGAUAACUGAAAGUAGCCAUUUCCCAAAACUCAAACGGCUACUGCUUCGUUCUUGUUGGAAUCUCAAUGGGAUUCCAAAUGAUAUUGGAGACAUUUCAACUCUUGAACUCAUUGAGGUUACUGGAAAAGUGAAAGAGUCUCUAAUGGAGUCGGUUGAAUUGAUACGAGAGGAGCAAGAAGAAUAUGGAAACAACAUUCAAGUUGUCUGCAGUGCUAAGUCCUAAAGAUGUGGAUUUGGAUAAGCCGGUGUUAUGUGUGUUUUGUUGGCCGAUCAUCGGGUUUCAAGCUUUCAGAGUUUUGAGUCGAUGAUGACGAUGACAAAAACAUGAUGAUGUAUCUUUCUCAUGAUUCAGAUUGAAGAAGAAAAGAGGAUGGGAAUGUGUUGUCAUAUUGAAGAGGUCCUCUUAAGCAAUGGAGUUUGGAACUUGUUUUGAUUUGUUAGAAGUUUUUUUCGCAUGUGAGUGGAUAAUGUUUUGAAGAGUGAUAGCAUUGUGUCCUUUAUCAUGUGUAUCAUGUGAAAACACUUAUGCAUAUGUUGUUUCGAUUUGCUUAACCGAUCGGUCAAGCUAUCGAAAGCAACAUACGCGCCGGUGCUUGUGCCUCCUUAGAGGACUUGCAGCCGGUGUCUCGAUACCUGGCCAUGGACAUGGAUAUUUCUUCGAUUUUGCUUGAGGCUUCCA